This is a messenger RNA of Exophiala oligosperma, 1701 nucleotides long. RefSeq lists its product as uncharacterized. Gene Ontology annotation, cellular component: cytoplasm; nucleus. The transcript is spliced from 4 exons. Gene Ontology annotation, molecular function: translation elongation factor activity. Gene Ontology annotation, biological process: translational elongation. The record is from RefSeq and is a predicted model, not a curated record. NCBI's taxonomy places the organism in Eukaryota, Fungi, Ascomycota, Eurotiomycetes, Chaetothyriales, Herpotrichiellaceae. The coding region runs from base 71 to 1306 and encodes 411 amino acids.
ACCAACCACUUGAACAACCAUCUUGUCAACCCCUCCUCCUUACCCUUCAUCUUACUGCAACUCACUCAAGAUGUCGUUCGGUAAACUCUACGGCUUCAAGGACAAUGCCCGCUCCACCGUUCUUCUAGCGGUCGCAAAGGAGAACAACCUCGAUGUUGAGCUCGUUGAGACUCGUCCUCCCAAUACCGACAUUGAGUACCUCAAGUUGAACCCUCUCAACCGAGUCCCAACAUUCGUUGGCGCCAAUGGCUUCAUCCUGACUGAGAGUAUCGCAAUCGCCAUCUACUUUGCAUCUCAAAACGAGAAAACCACCCUCCUGGGCAAGACCAAACAAGACUACGCUUCCAUUGUCAGAUGGAUGUCCUUCUCGAACUCCGAGCUCCUUCCUUCCAUCGGUGGAUGGUUCCGUCCUCUCAUCGGAAAAGACCCCUACAACAAGAAGUCCGUCGACGACGCCAAGGCUGCUGCGACCAAGGUUCUCAAGGUCCUUGAGCAACACUUCUUGGUUCACACUUUCCUCGUUGGCGAGCGUCUCACUCUUGCCGACUUGUUCACUGCUUCUCAGAUUGCACGUGGUUACCAGUAUGUGCUGGACAAGGCAUGGCGAUCCCAGAACCCCAACACCACUCGUUGGUACGAGACCAUUGUCAACCAGCCGAUCUGGAAGGCGAUUGUUGAGCAGCCAAUCUUUGUCGAAGAGGCUGUGAAGUACACACCGCCAAAGAAGGAAGCUAAACCUGCGAAGGCGGCGGCUCCAGCUGCAAAGAAGCCCGCCAAGGAGGAAGAAGAGGAAGAGGAGGCAAAGCCAGAGCCCAAGCCCAAGCACCCUCUUGAGGCGCUUGCCAAGCCAACUCUCAUCCUUGAUGACUGGAAGCGAAAGUAUUCAAAUGAGGAAACCCGCGAGGUCGCCCUCCCGUGGUUUUGGGAACACUACAAGCCCGAAGAGUACUCUCUCUGGAAGAUUGACUACAAGUACAACGACGAACUGACCCAGGUCUUCAUGACUUCCAACCUCAUUGGCGGUUUCUUUGCCCGUCUCGAGGCUUCCCGCAAAUACUUGUUCGGAUGCUGCUCGGUCUACGGCCAAGCCAAUGACUCUGCCAUUCAGGGUGCCUUCAUGGUGCGCGGUGACGAAGCUCUUCCCGCUUUCGAUGUCGCUCCAGACUAUGAAAGCUACGAAUUCACCAAGCUUGACCCAAGCAAGCCAGAGGACAAGGCCUUCGUCGAGGACCAGUGGUCAUGGGACAAGCCAAUCGAAGUGAACGGCAAGAAGUACGAGUGGGCUGAUGGCAAAGUCUUCAAGUAGAUGACACAAUAAAGGCGUGUUUCGGGCUAGUCAUGCACUACCUAGGUAUGGGCGGGACAUGUGAAGAGAUGUGCAUGGAGAAGAUGAGAGUGAUGAUGAUGAUACCAUGAGAACGGUUACCUGCAAAAGUACAUGCUCAAGAUUGGUGUCAUUUCAUAAACCAAUACCAAUGCAGCAAUAGAAUGCAAUGCAUGUACGUCUUGUCCCUCUUUCAGAUCAACCGUCAAAAGUGUCGUUGCAUUGGUUAUUGCAAGCCUUGAGGCUCGACACGCGCUUGUUCCAAGUUCAGAUGGCAGACGGGAAUUAGAGGCCUGAGGGGGUUUCUGGCCAUCAACAUUCAAUUUGGAUCUCUUGCUCCUUUCUCAAAAAAAGAGGAUACUGUGCCCGAUAGAGCC